This is a messenger RNA of Carcharodon carcharias (great white shark), 2007 nucleotides long. Its product is annotated as zinc finger protein 239-like. Gene Ontology annotation, biological process: regulation of transcription by RNA polymerase II. The transcript is spliced from 2 exons. Gene Ontology annotation, molecular function: DNA-binding transcription activator activity, RNA polymerase II-specific; RNA polymerase II cis-regulatory region sequence-specific DNA binding. NCBI's taxonomy places the organism in Eukaryota, Metazoa, Chordata, Chondrichthyes, Lamniformes, Lamnidae. The record is from RefSeq and is a predicted model, not a curated record. The coding region runs from base 7 to 732 and encodes 241 amino acids. Gene Ontology annotation, cellular component: nucleus.
CUGAGCAUGCGCGGGCCAUCGCGGCAGACGGAUAUUAGAAGUGGAGGAUUUGCAGUCAGGAAAUUCAAACAAAUCUCACAUCAGGAUCUGACAGAGUUGCUCAAUUUAUUGAAACCUGAGUAUCAUCAGAAUUUGAACAUGGAAGAAAAAAGCACCGUUCACAGUGGAGAGAAACCGUACACGUGUUCUGUGUGUGGGCAAGGCUUCAGGCAAUCAUCUAGCCUGUCAAGACACAAGCACAGUCACAAUUGGAAGAAGCUAUGGAAAUGUGGAGACUGUGGAAAGGGAUUCACUCAGUCAUCCUACCUGCUGAUACACCAGCGAGUUCACACUGGGGAGAGACCAUUCACCUGCUCUGAGUGUGGAAAGGGAUUCACUCGGUCAUCCACCCUGCUGACACACCGGAAGGUUCAUACAGGGGAGAGGCCAUUCACCUGCUCUAACUGUGGGAAGGGAUUUCCUGAGUCAUCUCAUCUGCUGACACACCAGCGAAUUCACACUGGGGAGAAACCAUUCACCUGCUCCAAGUGUGGGAAGGGAUUCACUCAGUCAUCCCACCUGCAGAGACACCAGCGAGUUCACACUGGGAAGAGGCCAUUCACCUGCUCUGACUGUGGGAAGGGAUUUUCUGAGUCAUCUCACCUGCUGACGCACCAGCAAAUUCACACUGGGAGAGGCCAUUCACCUGCUCUGACUGUGGGAAGGAAUUCACUCUGUCAUCCAACCUGCUGAGACACCAGCGAGUUCACACUGGAAAGAGGCCUUUCACCUGAUCCGAGUCUGGGAAGGGAUUCACCCAGUCAUCUGACUUGCUGACACACCAGUGAGCUCAUGAGUAAGUACUGUGAUUUUAUUUUGCUGUUAACCACAUCCAGGACUGAACCAUGUUCACUGGGAUCAUUUUUCUUCUUCUUCAAAGGAAGAUGGUUGUGGUUGUUGGAAGUCAAUCAUCUCAGUCCCAGGACAUCACUGCAGGAGUUCCUCAGGAUAGUGUCUUCGGCCUAACCAUCUUCAGCUGCUUCAUAAAGUCAGAAAUGGGGAUGUUCAGCCAUCACUCAUGGCACCUUGGAUAUUAAAGCAGUCUGUGUCCAUAUGCAUCAAUACCUGGACAACAUUCAGGCUUGGACUGACAAGUAGUAAGUUACUUUCACUUCACACUAGUGCCAGGCAAUGACUAUCGCCCCUUGAUAUUCAAUGGCAUUACCAUCACUGAAACCCCCACUAUAGCAUGGCAACAAGAACAGGUUGAGACAAGGAUUUCUGUGGCGUGUUUCUCACCUCCUGUCUCCUGUAAUGAAACCAUAAUAAUUUUCAUAAUAUUAUAGUGGUCUAUUGUAAAGUAGGUUUGUGGAUGUGAAUGUACAUUUUUCUGUCUGCGAUAUUUAAUGAGAGUCACAUCGACUGCAGGGUUGAAAUUAUCAAAAUAAGUUAGAUGUACAAACUAUUAUAAAUGCAAAUGAGUAAGCAUGGACAAGGCUUUGCAUAUAAGGUGCAAAGGAAAUUUGAAUUUUUAGAUAAGCGAAGGAGUUGUUGGGUUUCAAAGGGAUGACAGGAUGUUUACAACCAGCAAGAUAAGCAAGGCCAAGCAGUGUGUUUAUUUUUCCCAAAGGUACUGACCAUAUUGGCAAUAUGAAAGAUUUUUAUUUUGUGAGGAAGGUAAAUUUCCAAAGACAUACAGAACAAUGGAAUUUUCAGAUUAAAGAGAGAGAAACAAAUAUAUAGAGGAAUGAAAGGCUUUGUUGUGGAGCCAUGUAAGAUCUAAGAGGAGUGUGUGAAACAGCCUUAGAGAAGCCCCCAGACAUUUUUGCAGAAGUCUGCUGUGUCCAGUAACUAAAACUGGAGAAAAGCUUUUGGAAUUCCACUGUCGAGUGGGUGCUGUGGUAAACUUGCUAGCUUGCUAUUUUAACUUAAAAUCUGUUUGGUCUCUUAGGAGGUGUGUAGUUGGGAAUCAGGUUAAUUAGUAAUUUUGGGAUUUGUUAUUGUAUUAAGUAACUGUAAUCUUAUGUA